AAACAAGAUAAGAUCAGAUUGACGUCAUGCACUCAUGAUUGAAUUGGGAGGAAGUCUGCAAAAUUGUGGUCUGUGAUCACAGGCUAAGGUGUUAUCUAACUGAAGCCAGAAACCAACUGUCUCCUGCUGUGACGUAAGAGCCAUGGAUUACUACAGAAAAUAUGCAGCUGUCAUUCUGGCCACAUUGUGUGUGUUUCUGCAAAUUCUCCAUUCCUCUGCUGAUGGAGAGUUUACAGUGCAGGGCUGCCCAGAAUGCAAGCUGAAGGAAAACAAAUACUUCUCCAAGCUGGGUGCCCCCAUCUACCAGUGCAUGGGCUGCUGCUUCUCCAGAGCCUACCCCACUCCAGCCAGGUCCAAGAAGACAAUGUUGGUCCCAAAGAACAUCACCUCAGAAUCCACGUGCUGUGUGGCCAAAACAUCUACCAGGGUGACGGUAAUGGGAAAUACCAGAGUGGAGAAUCACACCGAGUGCCACUGCAGUACUUGUUAUUACCACAAAUCUUAAAUAUUUUGCAAAGGGCCGUGCUGAUGACUGCUGAUUUCCUGGAAUGGAAAAUUAAUUUGUUCCGUGUUUAUGGCUUUGCAAGAUAAAACCCUCCGUGUCCUUAUCAUACCAUUUUUCACAAGCUUUAAGAAUACACUGCAGUUUUAUUGCCUUUCUCUUUAUCCUACAGGAUCAUCAGCAGUCUCGCUCUUUUCACUUGGAAUGAAAUACAGCAUUUGGCAUGACCAUAAAAAGCUGGUUAUGCUGGAAAUAAAGUCUUUUAAAUCAUCA
Hippopotamus amphibius kiboko is the source of this 775-nucleotide messenger RNA. RefSeq names its product glycoprotein hormones, alpha polypeptide (gene CGA). Gene Ontology annotation, biological process: thyroid hormone generation; positive regulation of steroid biosynthetic process. The coding region runs from base 143 to 505 and encodes 120 amino acids. The transcript is spliced from 5 exons. Lineage: Eukaryota; Metazoa; Chordata; Mammalia; Artiodactyla; Hippopotamidae. The record is from RefSeq and is a predicted model, not a curated record. Gene Ontology annotation, cellular component: extracellular region; follicle-stimulating hormone complex. Gene Ontology annotation, molecular function: follicle-stimulating hormone activity.